AGUGCCGCUGCUCGGCGCUGGAGUCGCCGUGCCGCCGCCGGCAUCAUGGUGUUCUACUUCACUAGCAGCAGCGUUAACUCAUCUGCUUACACUAUUUACAUGGGAAAGGAUAAAUAUGAAAAUGAAGAUCUGAUAAAGUAUGGCUGGCCUGAAGAUAUUUGGUUUCAUGUGGACAAACUCUCUUCGGCUCAUGUAUACCUUCGAUUACAUAAGGGGGAGAAAAUAGAAGACAUUCCAAAGGAAGUACUGAUGGACUGUGCCCAUCUUGUGAAGGCCAAUAGCAUUCAAGGCUGCAAGAUGAACAACGUCAAUGUGGUUUAUACCCCGUGGUCUAACCUGAAGAAAACGGCCGACAUGGAUGUGGGACAGAUAGGCUUUCACAGGCAGAAAGACGUGAAAAUUGUGACAGUAGAGAAGAAAGUGAAUGAGAUCCUGAACCGAUUGGAAAAGACCAAAAUGGAGCGGUUCCCAGACCUAGAGGCAGAGAAAGAAUGCAGAGACCGCGAAGAGAGGAAUGAGAAGAAAGCCCAGAUUCAGGAAAUGAAAAGGAAAGAAAAGGAAGAGAUGAAAAAGAAGAGGGAGAUGGAUGAGCUUAGGAGCUAUUCAUCACUAAUGAAAGUUGAGAAUAUGUCUUCAAAUCAGGACGGCAAUGAUUCAGAUGAAUUCAUGUGAAUGGAGAAAAGAACCUUUUAAAGAUGUGAAUUUAGGGACAGUUGCAGAAGUUUUGAUUUCAUCUGUGUCCUGAGUCAUAAACAACAACCAACCAAA
Molecule: messenger RNA, 768 nt
Organism: Lipotes vexillifer (Yangtze River dolphin)
Lineage: Eukaryota; Metazoa; Chordata; Mammalia; Artiodactyla; Lipotidae
Gene: CCDC25
Product: coiled-coil domain containing 25
Exons: 9
Coding region: 46-672 (208 amino acids)
Source: RefSeq, a predicted model, not a curated record